Molecule: messenger RNA, 5822 nt
Organism: Larimichthys crocea (large yellow croaker)
Lineage: Eukaryota; Metazoa; Chordata; Actinopteri; Sciaenidae
Gene: atp13a3
Product: ATPase 13A3
Exons: 34
Coding region: 395-4207 (1270 amino acids)
Biological process (GO): polyamine transmembrane transport; intracellular calcium ion homeostasis
Cellular component (GO): late endosome membrane
Molecular function (GO): ATP binding; P-type ion transporter activity; ATPase-coupled monoatomic cation transmembrane transporter activity
Source: RefSeq, a predicted model, not a curated record
CUGUGUACACCUUGCACAGCGCUCCCGUGAUGUCACCACACAUCACUUCCUGCCGUCAGACAGCCAGUUCGGGCCAGUUCACGGUGCUGUAGUACUCAGCCCGUCCUGCCGAGCUGUCAACACACAGCAAACAUCCACUCUGCCUGUCGGGCUGCGACAACAUUUCCCUAUCAAACUUAGUCCGUUUUCCUCUUCAACGACGUUUUCCUUCAGAUAACAGCUGCUCUCGUCUCACUAUGACUCGAAGGUGAUCUUCAGAGUGUCCAGGUGGUUCUGGGGUUCCAGGUUGGUGUGGCAAGAGAGCAAGCUAAUUGCGGGGAGGAGGACCGCCUGGGGCAUCGUGUCCCUGGCUCUCAAGUGACAAAGGGAGGGGCUUGGCAAACUGUUCUGCAGCAUGGAGAAGGAAGACCUGAAGGUCCUCAACAAAGGGGAAGAGGAAGAGAUGGAGCUGCAGGGCUACCGUCUGUGUCGUUGGCGGCUGGCCCUGGUGGGCCUCGGGGUGCUGUGUACAGGGGGCUUCCUCCUCCUGCUGCUUUACUGGAUGCCAGAGUGGUGUGUCAAAUCCACCUGCACUCGUACCACAGCCCGUGAUGCCGAAGUGGUAUUGCUGCGCUCCACGGAUGAGUUCCGGCGCUGGUUCCUGGCCAGGGUACGAGUGAUGCUGGCCCCAGGGAGCAACCCCUUCCACAGCCUGGAGACCCAGACCACCUCCCCCCCCUCCCCUUCCUCUCCCGCCUGCCCGUUUGCUUCCCCUGCCUCCCCUUCUCUGGCCAACGGACAUACCCCUCACCCCUCCGAUGGCAGCUCCGCUCAGGAGCUCAUAAGGAGAUAUGCCGACUACCAGCCCACACAGAUUCGCUAUUUUACCUUCCAUAGCACAAAGUAUUAUUGGAACGACGAGGUGCAGAACUUUGAAGUUUUAACCGGUGUGGAGGAUCUGCAGGUCAGCUGCGCCACCCUCCACUCGGAGCAUAGUGCAGGCCUAACCAGGAACCAGCAGGAGUACAGGAGACUGUUCUUCGGGGUGAAUGAAAUUGCAGUGAAAGUGCCUUCUGUUUUCAAGCUGCUUAUCAAAGAGGUCCUCAACCCUUUCUACAUCUUCCAGCUCUUCAGUGUGAUCCUGUGGAGUGCCGAUGAGUAUUACUACUAUGCUGUGGCCAUUGUUUUAAUGUCGGUCAUAUCCAUAGCUACCUCUCUGUACACCAUCAAAAAGCAAUACAUCAUGCUUCACGAUAUGGUGGCAACUCACAGUAUUGUCCGUGUGUCUGUAUGCCGAGCCAACAAUGAAAUCGAAGAGAUUUUGUCUACUGAUCUUGUGCCCGGUGAUCUGAUGGUCAUCCCGAGCAAUGGGACUAUCAUGCCAUGUGAUGCCGUGUUGGUCAGCGGCACCUGCAUCGUCAAUGAAAGCAUGCUCACAGGUGAAAGUGUUCCUGUGACAAAGACCAACCUCCCAAACCCGGUGUCAGGGGGCAGAGAGGAGUCUGACAGUGCCUACAACACAGAGGAGCAUAAGAGACACACACUCUUCUGUGGCACCCAUGUCAUUCAGACCCGCUUCUACACAGGCGAACUGGUCAAGGCUGUGGUGGUCCGCACAGGUUUCAGCACAGCCAAAGGCCAGCUGGUGCGAUCCAUCCUUUAUCCAAAACCCACCGACUUCAAGCUGUACCGCGAUGCCUACCUCUUCCUGUUGUGUCUGGUGGCUGUGGCUGGAAUUGGCUUUGUCUACUCCAUCGCCCUUAGUGUCAUGAACAAGGUGCCAGCUAAGACGAUCAUUAUUGAGUCCCUGGACAUCAUCACCAUCACUGUGCCACCAGCGCUGCCAGCCGCCAUGACAGCUGGUAUUGUGUACGCCCAGCGACGCCUCAAAAACAUUGGCAUUUUCUGCAUUAGCCCACAGAGGAUCAAUAUCUGUGGACAAAUAAAUCUCGUCUGCUUUGACAAGACUGGAACUCUGACAGAAGAUGGAUUAGAUCUAUGGGGAGUCCAGAGGGUUGAGAAUGGCAGUUUCCACCUGUCGGAGGAAAAUGCCUACAAGGAAAAUCUUGUCAAGUCCCAGUUUGUGGCCUGUAUGGCCACCUGCCACUCUCUUACUAAAAUAGAGGGCCAGCUGUCUGGAGACCCGCUAGACCUCAAAAUGUUUGAGGCUACUGGCUGGAUCCUGGAGGAGGCCACCGAGGAGGAAACAUCUCUCCACAACCGUAUCAUGCCUACUGUGGUUCGACCCCCAAAACAGCUGUUGCCCCCAGAGCCUGCUGCAUCACCAGAGCAGGACAUGGAACUGUAUGAGCUCUCGUCUGCGUAUGAGAUCGGUAUCGUGCGACAGUUUCCUUUUUCAUCAGCACUCCAGAGGAUGAGUGUGGUUGCUCGUCUGCUCGGGGAGAAACGUAUGGAUGCUUACAUGAAGGGGGCGCCAGAGGUGGUGGCUAGUCUCUGCAAGAAGGAGACAGUUCCAGAAAACUUUGCAGAGGUUUUGGAGGGAUACACCAAGCAGGGUUUCAGGGUCAUAGCUCUGGCUCAUCGUCGACUUGAGUCCAAACUCACCUGGCACAAAGUCCAGAAUGUCAACAGGGAUCACAUAGAGGCAAACAUGGAGUUCUUGGGUCUAAUCAUCAUGCAGAACAAGCUGAAGGCAGAAACCCCAGGAGUGUUGCAAGACCUCCACAGAGCACACAUCCGCACUGUCAUGGUUACUGGUGACAACAUGCUGACAGCAAUCUCUGUGGCCCGAGACUGUGGAAUGAUCCCUCCCCAAGACACAGUCAUUAUUGCUGAUGCCCUCCCUCCCCAUAAUGGACAAGCUGCAAAGAUCACCUGGAGAUACGCUGACAAGCCGAGCAAGAUAUCUCACCUGGAGGAAGUAAACAUCAGUCUAGAGGAUGUAUGUCAUGUAGAUGAGGAGAAAACACAAGAGUUGUACCACUUUGCUAUGAACGGAAAAUCCUUUGCCGUCAUCGAGGAGCAUUUCCCUGACAUGCUUCAAAAGCUGGUGCUGCAUGGGACAGUGUUUGCCAGAAUGGCCCCGGACCAGAAAACUCAGCUUGUUGAGACAUUGCAGGGCGUAGACUACUUUGUUGGGAUGUGUGGAGAUGGUGCAAACGACUGCGGGGCUCUGAAGAGGGCUCAUAGUGGCAUCUCUCUGUCAGAGCUCGAGGCCUCGGUAGCCUCUCCCUUCACCUCAAGGACCCCCAACAUCUCCUGUGUCCCGAGCCUCAUCAGGGAGGGACGUGCUGCUCUCAUCACCUCCUUCUGUGUGUUCAAGUUUAUGGCUCUCUACAGCAUCAUCCAGUACAUCAGUGUCACUCUCCUCUACUCUAUCCUUAGUAACCUUGGAGACUUCCAGUUCCUCUUCAUCGAUAUCGCCAUCAUCCUCCUUAUUGUGUUUACCAUGAGUCUGAACCCAGCGUGGAAAGAACUGGUGUCAUGUCGUCCUCCGUCAGGUCUGAUCUCAGGGCCUCUGCUGUUCUCUGUGCUGACCCAGAUCCUCAUCUGCUUGGGUUUCCAGACCAUUACAUUCCUUUGGGUCCAACAGCAGCCCUGGUACGAGGUCUGGACACCACUUACAGAUGUCUGCAACCAGUCAUCCUACAUCAACGCGUCUGACCACAACGACACAGAGGUGGACGACCACAACAUCCAAAACUUUGAGAACACCAGCCUCUUCUAUGUCUCCUGCUUCCAGUAUCUCAUUGUUGCCAUCGUUUUCUCUAAGGGCAAGCCUUUCAGGCAGCCCACCUACAAGAAUUGGCCUUUUGUGGCGUCUGCCUUGAGUUUGUAUUUUUUCCUGCUCUUUAUCAUGUUCCACCCUGUCCAAGGCAUUGACGAUUUUCUAGAGAUUGUUUGUGUCCCGUUUGAGUGGAGGGUAAAACUUUUCCUCAUCACAGUAGUCAAUGCUGCUGUGUCUGUUUUGGUGGAGACCUUCAUCCUUGACAUCGUCUUAUGGAAGCUUGUGUUCAGCCGAGACAAACAGGGCAGCUUUGGCGUCACUCCUGCCGCCCCGACACCACAGGGGGGCAUUGACCUGUGGGGGUACAAGUGUCUCUCCUGGCUGUGCUGCCCACGCAAGAUGGCACCAAAGGCUCGCUACAUGCAUCUGGCCCAGGAGCUAAGUGUGGACCCUGACUGGCCUCCAAAGCCGACCACUACCACUGAAGCCAAGCCUCGCCCAGAAAACGGCUCCACCUAUCAAAUCAUGCUCAACUCCUAGCACCCCCCCAGCCCCAGAAUCUAAUCUAUUCCUUUCAUACAGGAGACAUGUGUUCAAUGAACACACAUUCAGUCUAUUCAAACAGAACUGUCACGAGAUAUUUUCUGUUUACUGCUCAGAGAUUUGUGUGUAAUACUGUAGUUCCAGAGUUACUACAGUAUUUCACAUAAGAAUCAAAAAAAUUCUGUCAGUACUCCUGCUCUUUCUGGCUCCUCCACUUGCGCACACUCAGGUCUCUCUUGCUUGUCUUUAAAUGUCAUUUAAACAUCAGUAACAUUAAAUGUAAGUCCCAUUCGUUAUUGCAAUGUCUGUUCAUCAAAGUUGAUGCAGCAUUGAGCCCAGCCCGGGAGGGGAGUUGAUAAGUCAGGUCGAAUUAGCGUGUUGACCUCUUCAGAUCUUUGUCUGUGUGAAAGGGAUGUAAAAAAAAAAAAAGAAAAAGGAGAGGAGAUAAAGUCCCACUCUGCUUCAGAGCUAGUUUCUGGCAUACAUGUGCUGUCAGAAAUGUGACGAAUGCUAGAAAAUAAUAAUUGUUAGUGCUUCAGAUUCCAUUCAGUCACUGUAUUAGAUAUCUGUUUUAGAUAAAUAGUGAAAUAGCCCAUAUCAUGUCUCAGCCUUUCAGAAUGGUUGCUCGAAAAAUCGUAGAUUAUGGAGAAGUACAAUGUAGGAUGAAGCUGAUCCUAGCUGAGAAGCAAGGCCAAGCAAAGCCAAGCAAGGCUCCACAGCAAGGCCAUUCUACGUUCAUGUUUCUGAGCCACCACCACCACCUCACUUUUAGGAUGCUCAAAACUGUUUGAGAGCAGUGCAGGCUCUGAUUGCUACUGUGUAGUGGUCUUAUGCAUGUGUAAAUAUAUCUAUUGUUAUUUUAAUGAGCUAGUAUCACCACCUGGCAAGCACUCAUCGGAAAGCAUACGAUCUUAACCAAAAAGAAAAGCUUUAUCGUGGACCCCCAGGGAUGAAUGAUAUUACUCAUUUAAGACCAGUAUCCAAAUAGUCUUUCAAGCACACUGAGUUGUAGAAGAUUGAAAACACAGACUAAUCCGUGGGUUGCAUUUUCUUAGUAAUUUGGCCAAAACUUCCAUGCAGAAAAUACUAAGGAUUGUAAAAGUAGAGGAUUUAAAGAGAACAGUGAGAGAGACAGAUGUGCUGACCCUCUUCCAACCACAGGCUGGGACCUGUGAGCGAAUCUGUUUGUCAGAGUUUAACUUUAGGGUUUUUAACAAAGAUAUUGUUGUGUACAAAAAAAAAAAAAAGACAAAAGGACAAAAACAAUGUUCAUCUCAAGUUUUUAGCCGUGCUAGCUAGAGUAGUGAACCAUGUUAGUCUUGUUUCAGACUGAAAUAUCUCAACAACUAUUUGAUGUAAUGAAAAUCGGCACAGACUCAUGGACCUGAUUUAUUUUUUUAUUUAUUUUAAGCCAUGUCAUGUCACCAAUCAUGUCAACAACUCUUUAUUUCAUAAUACCAUACCUCUAAAACUAAUGACUGAAUUCUCAUCAGCCUCAGAUUUACUUUCAUAUUAAUGAACAAUGAAUAACAAUUCUGGCAGCGAGCUUCUUUUUUCUUUUAUCCCACUCGUGAUAAACAACAACUUGGUUUACUUUUCGUCUGAUUUAAAA